Galleria mellonella (greater wax moth) is the source of this 5623-nucleotide messenger RNA. It is a transcript of the gene nst, whose product is annotated as phosphoacetylglucosamine mutase. The transcript has 12 exons. Gene Ontology annotation, biological process: UDP-N-acetylglucosamine biosynthetic process; carbohydrate metabolic process. NCBI's taxonomy places the organism in Eukaryota, Metazoa, Arthropoda, Insecta, Lepidoptera, Pyralidae. Bases 156 to 1802 code for a protein of 548 amino acids. The record is from RefSeq and is a predicted model, not a curated record. Gene Ontology annotation, molecular function: phosphoacetylglucosamine mutase activity.
UCCAAUCGUCAUCCAUAACAUAAACUGUCAUUGAUUGAAUUGACUGAGUUGAACUGAAACUGUUAUCGGAGCGGGAAUGUAGAAAUCUCAGUUGUUGAUCAAAGUGAUUGUACCUGAGUAUUACGCGGCCUUAUAUAUAAAUUUCCGCAAUCACAAUGCCGCCAAGUAGCCUACGUGUAGUGUACGCGUUCGCAAGAGAAAUGCACCCAAAAACGAGUGAUGUGUUCAUACAAUACGGGACAGCCGGAUUCCGUACAAAAGCAAAUUUACUGGAACAUGUAGUUUACCGCAUGGGUCUGCUUGCGGUAAUUCGAUCGCGUGUAAAGAAUGGUCGCACAAUUGGCAUAAUGAUCACUGCAUCGCACAACCUGGAACCGGACAAUGGUGUGAAGCUUGUCGACCCCGAUGGUGAGAUGUUGGAGCAGAGCUGGGAGGAGAUCGCUACGAGACUUGCAAAUGUCAGUGACAAUGACUUGGAAUCAACCACUGAGCAGGUGAUCAGGGAGGUCAAAGCUGAUAUGUCUCUGAAGGCUAGUGUCUUCAUUGGAAUGGACACAAGGUAUACAAGUCCCCGAUUGGCGGCGGCGGCAUCUAAUGGUGUUAUAGCGCUGAAGGGAACGCCCAAGGAGUUGGGCAUUGUGACCACACCAAUGUUGCACUUCUGUGUGAGGUGUCGCAAUGACAACAAGUAUGGCACGCCCACUGAGGAAGGGUAUUAUGAAAAGAUAGUCGGUGCAUUUAAGAAUAUUCGCCAAAAGCUGCCAGUGUUCGGAGAGUACAAUACGACACUAUACGUGGACGGCGCGAACGGAGUUGGCGGCAAGAAGCUGAACAUCAUCAGAAAGAGUUUAGAUGGGGAACUGGACCUUAAUUUGUACAAUUUGGGUGGCAAUGGCGGCAAAUUGAACUUAAAUUGCGGCGCGGACUUUGUGAAGGUGUCGCAGAAGCCGCCGGUGGGAGUCGAACAUGUGCCUUUCCAACGGGUGGCCUCGCUCGACGGCGACGGUGAUCGCCUUAUCUACUAUUUCCUGGACGACAAAGAAAAUAUGCACCUAUUAGACGGCGACCGUAUCGCGACUCUGUACGCGAGCUAUAUCACCGAGCUGCUGAAUACGUGCGAAGCUCGAGACCUCAAGUUGGGACUCGUCCAGACGGCGUAUGCAAAUGGUGCCUCCACUAAAUACAUUACUGAGGAAUUGAAAGUACCAGUGACAUGUGUCAAAACAGGCGUGAAGCAUCUACACCACGCGGCUCUUGCAUACGACAUCGGUGUUUAUUUUGAAGCCAAUGGUCACGGCACAGUUCUUUACAGCCAAAAUGCCAAGAACACAAUCAGGAAAAUCACUCUCGAAGGGGAGCCAGAGCAAAGGAAAGCAGCGGAACUUCUAUUGAACAUCAUCGAUAUAACAAACGAGACAGUCGGCGAUGCUAUCUCGGAUCUGUUUCUGGUUGAGACGAUUCUGUGUGCCCGCGGAGAAAAUGUUCGCCAGUGGCUCGCUGCAUAUACAGACUUGCCCUGUCGCCAGCUUAAAGUCACUGUACAGGACCGCAACGCCAUAUCAACAACGGACGCGGAACGCCAAUGCACGGCGCCAGAAGGUCUGCAGUUGAAGAUCGACGAGCUGGUUGGCAAAUACGCGAACGGACGAGCGUUCGUUCGGCCAUCGGGGACCGAGGACAUUGUACGGGUCUACGCGGAAUCUGACACUCAACAGGAGGCCGACAAACUGGCAGUGGAAGUGUCGCAAGCGGUGUUCGAUUUAGCCGGCGGAGUGGGCAACCGACCGGAAUUACCUGCAUAAAUGUUCACUUCGCAAUUGUCACCAUUACUCCAUCGUUAUGCGUGCCAAUCUUUGGCCCCAAAUUAGACACAACAGAGCCAGAAAAUGCUUACGACUGUAAUUCCUAAUGGAUCAGUCGGAGACAAGCUCACAUUUGUAUAUUUGUGUCUAACAUGGUCAUUUGGGUUGGUUUGGUUUGUUGACCGGAGAUUUAGAAAUUUCAAUUCGGAAUUUCAACAAAAAAUGAUUAUAUGAAAAAAUGUUUAUUGAAUUAAUAAAAUCAGCACUACGUUUCGAAAGAGGUUAGUGCAGUAAUGUUUUGUUGUUAAUAGUUAUUGGACAAUCAAAGCGUGUAGUUCAGUAGUGACACACUUAGUUCUUAAUGAAGGUACUUGCAUUGUUUGUCUCUAUGUUCGUGUUCAUAACGCAGUAAUGCGUGAACAAUUGUAAAUCAUAAAAUUUAAAGAUACCAAAUUGUGAUGUUAAAAAAAAGUUUUGUUGAAAAUUGUGUGUUGUCUUUUGACAUUCACAAAAUUAUAAAAAAAAAAAUGUAUCUAAUUAAUGUCUUUGCUAUUCUAAUAGACAAAAAUACCAAGCUUAGCUUGAUACUUAUAUUAUUCGACACGAGAGGGGCGAUUCAAAGACUUUCCCACUGCCAUGGUUUCAAAUAAAGAUCAACCAAACACAGCUGACUUUUAACUAACUUAAAAUAAGGGAUACUCUGUUAACCUUUUGACUACUUUGUUGUUUGCAGUUCCUUUGCCCCUAAAACAUAAAUCUACGAGUUUAUACUAUACUUGGUUUUAGGUAAUUUAAAAAAAAUUGUAAACAGCUCUAUAUUCUGUCAUUAUAAACUGAAAAAAAAAAACAAAUGAUAGGGCCAGAAUAGGCAAAACAUUAUUUGUAGAGUAAAAUGGACUGCAGCGGUUAAAAAGUUAAAAUAAAUAAUUUCUGUCUUUAUUAAGUGUAAUCGGUACAACGUUUAACUAGUCUCAUUAUUUCAUUUUUAAUAUAAAUAAUAUAAUGUAAUUAUAUUAAUUAGAUAAUUUAGUAAAAAAUAUUAACGUCAAAAUCCAAUUUCAAAUUAGUAAAAAUGUAUAGUCAUAUUGUAAGUACAUAUACUUCAUAUUUGUUACCUAAAUAAAUCUUAGUAACACAUCUAUGACCAAUGUAUCUAACGUCCAAAUAUGUGAAUUUCAGUAAAUAAUUAUUUAAAUCCAGUGUAAAAAUUUUUUGCUUUUUUUUCUAUAUUUCACGUAAAAAUCACUUAUAAUGUACAGAUUUAUUUUCAAAAAUAUAUUAUUUAUUAUAAUCAAUAAAAAUAUUUUAAUACUUUUUUGUUACUUUCGUAAAUAUUUAUCCUUUUUAUUAUUUUUUAUAUUAAUUAAUAGAAAAAAUAUAUAUAUUUGCGAUUGUAAUCCCAGCUAGGGUAAGCAGAGGUGUUACAUUUUAGGUAUUGCUUAACUGUACUAAACAGAUAUGGUAUUUGAUUAGCUGGAAUCUACAAACGUUCAAUUUUAUCAUCAAGCAGAAAAAUUUUUGUUUUAUUCUCAGAUAUAGUCUUUCUAUAUAAAAUUUUUUUUCAAAAUCGUUCAACCGUUUAAGCGUGAUUUAAUUUUAAUAUUUAUAACAUUAAUAAAACAAUGAAUAUAUAAACAAUAAUCAUCACAAAGUCACAAAACUUUAAUUAUAUUAUUUUACAAUACAUUUAUUUUACUGUGCAUGCGAAUUUAUUUUAAUAUAGUGUAAUUUUAUAAUGUACCUUCACACUGCCUGACAUAGUGGUAGUAACAAUAAUUUUAGUAUAACUACUUUAUAUUAUCGUAAGUAUCGUAGUUUUUUAGGGUUCCCUAAACAAAUAUCAGAAACAGUAGUUUUUACUAAAACAGUGCAAAAUUCCGUCAGCAUUGCUACUACUUAUCAAACAUACUGCAGUCGAUUCUGAGGAGCCUUUCUCUAAAAUUAAUUUUUUAGUUUGAUACUAUCACGAAAGUACUAUUUUAUGGACCAUCAACUCAAAUCAUAUAUUAUUCGCUUGCUACAUGCUACAAUAAGAAGUUACAUACAUAUACAGGCACAUAACAUGCAGAGGUAUGUAAAUGUUAAAAUGGUUUUAAGUCUACAUUAUAUUACAAUUAUAAAGUCCAAACAUUUUCCAAAUUACAAUAUUCUUUAUUUCAAAUUAUCAUAUAAAAUCAAUCCAUCAAAAAAUAAGAUGAUAAUAAUUUUGACUUAAAUCUAUUAGAAAUUUAGUUCAUAAUGGUCCUUAAAGGUUUCGCUUUUAUAUCAAAUUGAAAUUUUCAAAUUUAGAUAAUGGUGCCACAGAAUCGACUCCACUGGCACUGCUUUUAUUGACAACUACUUUUUUGAAAUAUAAACAUAUAAAUUAAUGAAUAAUGUAAAGAAGUAUGACCAAUCAAGUUAAAAACUUUAAAGAGAGAUAUGGAAUCCUAUUAAUGCGUGUUUAACACGUUCGUUAGCAUUUUCUUUUGUAUAAUUGAUACGUACCUUGUACAGUUGAUAUGUAGAAGUGUCCUCUCGUAUGUAAAUGACAUAAUUUUCGUGGUAUUGUGACGGUUUAAUUUGUGAUAAAAGAUAAAAAUUUUGAAGACUGUAAAUGAUUAAUGUGUGUGUUUAAUAUACAUACGUAUCAAUAUUGUUUAGAAAUUUUACUUAUUUAGCUUAUAAUUGGAAUUUUGCAACUGAUUUUGUAUGUAUUGAAUUCUGUAACACAUAGUGAAGCAUUGCACACUGGCAAGAAAAACCCGCGAUAUAGAAUUUCGUAGAUAACGCUUACCCUAACAAACGAGUGAUUAAAAUCUAGCAAUAGCAUUGGUGAAAUUAAAUAACUGUUUUUGAGGAACACGAAUCGAAUAUAAAAUCCUGAACAAUUCUCAAUUAAUAAUCAUAUAAUCGCAGUGUUUGCAUAAAGGAUCCAUUUUUAGAUCGUCCUUUAAAAAUAUAUAAAUUCGUCUAUUUGUUACUGGAUGUUGGAUUUUUGUUUAAUAUGUAGUCACAAAUUAAUGUCCUUAAUUUAUAGUAAUAAGCCAUAAUUGGUUCGAAAUAUAAACAUUUUUUUUUUCUAAAAAUGGCUUCCUAAUUAACAAAGCAUCUUUUUCAGGAUAGAUUUUAAAAUUUUAACAUGAUCCUCUACUUAAUAAUAAAAUGCAAUCUCUUGUGAAUCAAUCCUUGUCAGAGCUUAAAAUUUGCAGAGUGAGAUAAGAGUGAUUAUUUUGUGUUUAUUUUUUUACAUGUAAUGCUACCAUUUUUAGUUGUUAGUAAUUAGUUAAGAAUAAAUUUAACCUUAGUAUAUUAAAAGACAAAUUAAAAAUUACGAGAAUGGUUAAAACUGUGUAUGAUUGUUUAGUGAAAAUGAUCGUCCAAUUAAACGAAUCUAUUCUAUCCCUAUUCUGGUGCGGUUAAAAAUAAACAAUUGAUAUGAUGCUUGAUUAAACUAAACCUUAUGUCAGUGUCGUAAAGUUUAAGGCAUUACUUCUUUUAGAUUAUUUUUUAUUCAGAUCUCAUUACUGUAUGCAAUAAAUAGAAAAAAAAAACAAAGUGAGCAAUCACUCGUGUUUCAAACAUUCCGAAUUUUGCACGAAUUUAAAACAAGUAUUGAAAUUUGACAUCGUAUAUAACUUGCACCACAUUAUAAUGUGUGACGACCUUAUAAAAACGAAGAAUCGCUAACAAAGUAGUCUGCGACAAACAAUUUUAAACUCUACUCAGAUUUUGAUAUAAUUUAUUAAGUAAAACGAUAAAAAACUAACAUUGCAUAAUUAAAACCAAAGAUUAUAAGAACGCUCACUUAAAAAUGAAUCAUAAAUUUACGAUAAUAACUU